ACUUCCUGGCGACCCAAUACAGCUCCAGGAAACAUGCAGCAGCCCCCUCGCCUCCAGCCACUUCGCAACAGUGCUACAGUGGUGUCUCUAAUAAAGACUUCAAGCUCUAACCAGAAGUGCCAUGUGCUGGGAUACGACCAGCAGUUUGCCACUGGGCAGGAGAGGACUGGGUUAAGACUUCUGAAUUCAGUGGAGUAUGUGACUGGUGUAUCCCCAUAUCAACUCCCUGCCAUCAACAACUACGUGAUGCCAGUGCCGCCUCCUCGCCUGCAAAACAGGGGCCCAAACGCAGAGGGGAAGGGGGUGCCCAGAGGGAGACGAUUUCAUCUCCCCACUGCACCCAGUGAUCCAGAGCAACUUCCAGCAAAGACCGCUGGAGGGAUCCCCCGGUCCUCGCCUCGCAGCAAUGCCCUCGUUACCAUGAUCUUCCUGGGAAAAAGCGUGCGUUUAUCUCACGAUGAUGCUGAUUACAGGGAUGAAAUCAAAGUCUAUCAGCAGCAUUGUGGAGGAGAGAACCUCUGUGUCUAUAAAGGCAGGCUGCUGGAAGGAGAGACCUUUCAGUUCGUCUCAAAGAGGCACCAUGGUUUCCCAUUCAGCCUCACCUUUUUUCUCAACGGGAUACAAGUGGACAGGUUGAGCUGCUGCUGUGAGUACAAGCAUCAGAAGUGCUCCAGGCUGGGAGGCAGACAUGGAUUCUUCGCGUUUCUCCAUGUGGAGGGAGCAUCUCCUUGCUACAGGUGCAUCAUUGCAAUGGGUCUGGACAAAAAGCCAUCCCCUCCCAAGAGGAAGGUAAAGGAGGACCAGUAUGAUGAAGAUUUUGAAGCAGAUGAAGAAGUUAAUGAAGAGGGACAGACCGAUGAUCAAAUGAAUGGAAUGUCAAAGUCAUCCUCAGAUGAUAAAAAACAUAAUUUAGAGUAUGAAAAUGAGAGCAAAACCUCAUCACAGGAAGUGCUGCAGGCCUCUGACAGCGAGGAGGGUGGAAGUGAUGGAUAUUCUGACAGUGACUCUGAGGAUGAUGAACAAG
Molecule: messenger RNA, 1024 nt
Organism: Nestor notabilis (Kea)
Lineage: Eukaryota; Metazoa; Chordata; Aves; Psittaciformes; Psittacidae
Gene: ERICH3
Product: glutamate-rich 3
Exons: 6
Source: RefSeq, a predicted model, not a curated record